This is a messenger RNA of Diatraea saccharalis (sugarcane borer), 570 nucleotides long. NCBI's taxonomy places the organism in Eukaryota, Metazoa, Arthropoda, Insecta, Lepidoptera, Crambidae. The record is from the annotation of a GenBank genome assembly.
AUGCUGGGGACGUUGAACACCCUUCAGUCGCAGAUUCAUGUCCUUGCAAAGACAGUUGAUAGGCUCGAGAUGCAUGGCCGCAGAAAGAUGCUUUUGUUGCAUGGUGUUCAGGAGCAGGCUAAUGAAGACCUUUCACAGCUGAUGGUAGGGUUUAUUGUGGAUAAAUUAAAAAUCAGCGAGUUCACACUGAAGGACAUCAAGCGGUGUCACAGAAUGGGCCAAUCAAAAAACACCAGCGAUAAGCCUCGACCUAUCAUCAUUAAGUUCGAGCAGGCAGCCAUCCGUGACCAAGUCUGGUUUAGUAAAGCUAAGCUUAAGGGUUCUGGUACAACUAUCUCGGAGUUCUUGACUCAAUCUCGCCGAAGUACUUUUAUUGCGGCUCGUGAGAAAUUUGGAGUAAACCGAUGUUGGACACAGGAAGAUAUUAUUCACAUACUCAGUCCUGAUAAUACUAGGCACCGCUUAACCACUAUCGCAGAGCUUCAAUCGUUACAAUUCGAGACCGCAAAGCCUGUGGCAACUUCAAAGGCAGUGCCAAAAGCUAGGAGGGCUGCGGGCGUCAAGAAAUAG